AUGCCAACUGCCACCACGCACGUUAGUGCUUCAGACCCUAAUAAUGAAGACGCGAGGAGUACCAGCAGCACAUUGGUCAAUGGCGAACACAGCGCACGCAACGACAAUGACGACGUACGAUCCACCACUGAGCAACAACAACGACACACACCAACCACAGGCGUAGUGCGACAUGGAUUUGACAAUGCAGCCUACGAAGAUGACGUUCUAAGCUUCCUCCAUUUCUCUGAGAGGCGUCAUGAAACCAAUGCCAAACACAACGUUGCUGUGCGACAAGUGUCGCUCGACUGGCGUCUACGUGAGAGAAUUAAGACUGUGUCAGGUCUAUUGGUCAUUUGCUUGAAUAUCGGCACCGAUCCUCCGGACAUUGUAAAGACGAAUCCAUGUGCGAAGCUCGAAUGUUGGAUCGAUCCAUUUCUACUUGUGCCACAAAAGUCAUUGGAGGCGAUUGGCAAGAAUCUUCAUACGCAAUAUGAGAAUAUCAAUGGGCGAACACGAUUCAAGUUGUCAUUGGAUCCAUCCGUGGAAGAGACUAAGAAGUUGUGUUGCCAAAUGCGGAGGACAGCCAAGGAGGAGCGGAUUUUGUUUCACUACAAUGGCCAUGGUGUACCCAAGCCAACGGCGAGUGGAGAGAUUUGGGUCUUCAAUCGCAACUAUACGCAGUAUAUUCCAGUAUCCCUCUAUGAUUUACAACUAUGGUUGGGAUCUCCUGUGAUCUAUGUAUGGGAUUGUUCAUCAGCUGGCAACAUCGUCAAUGCAUUUAAUCGAUUUGCGGAGCAGCGGGAUGUGGAGGCUGUCCAAAACGCCCAACAACAUCAAACAGCAUUACCUGCUUCAGCAUGGCGUGAUUCGAUUCAGCUCGCAGCUUGUGGACCGAACGAGACAUUGCCCAUGAACCCUGAUCUUCCAGCAGACGUCUUUACAGCAUGCUUGACAACGCCUAUUGAAAUGUCGCUAAGAUGGGUUGUCAUGCGUAAUCCAUUAUUGGCCAAGAACAUCACCAUGGAUAUGGUAUUACGGUUACCAGGUCGUGCUGCAGAACGUCGUACUCCACUUGGUGAGCUGAAUUGGAUCUUUACGGCUGUGACGGAUACAAUUGCAUGGUGCGUGUUACAGGAUCAACCCGAGUUAUUCAAACGUCUCUUUCGACAAGAUUUGAUGGUGGCUUCCAUGUUUCGUAAUUUCUUGUUGGCUGAACGUAUCAUGCGCUCUUACCAAUGCACCCCCAUGUCAACGCCUGCAUUACCAUCGACACAUGAUCAUCCAAUGUGGCAUGCAUGGGAUCUAGCGGUGGAUAUGUGCUUAUUCCAAUUACCUCAACUACUGGCAGCAGAAGAAGGUGGCACCCCCUAUGUCUAUCAGCCUAGCACAUUCUUUGCCGAGCAAUUGACAGCAUUUGAAGUAUGGCUCGCCAAGGGAGCUGUCAACAAUCCCAAGAUACCUGAACAGUUACCCAUUGUGCUUCAGGUGUUGCUAUCACAAGUACAUCGACUACGAGCUUUGAUCCUACUCAGCAAAUUUUUGGAUUUGGGACCAUGGGCUGUCAAUGCAGCUCUCUCAGUGGGCAUCUUCCCUUAUGUGCUCAAGCUAUUGCAAAGUCCAGCUGCCGAACUCAAGCCUGUAUUGGUAUUCAUUUGGGCACGUAUUCUUGCUGUCGAUCGAUCUUGCCAAAAUGACUUGCUCAAGGAUCAUGGAUUCGCCUAUUUUAUCAACAUCCUUACACCCAACGAUGCCAUGCUUAGCAUUCCUCAUGUUUCUGAACACCGUGCCAUGAGCGCCUUUAUUCUCUCUGUAUUUUGCACCAACUUCCGCCUUGGUCAGCAAGCAUGUUUAAGAGCCAAUGUGAUAAGCGCAUGUUUGGCACAUGUCAAGGAUUCGGAUGCAUUAUUACGACAAUUUAUUUGCUUGUGUCUUGCUCAAGUGUGGAUGAACAACAAGGAAGCCAAACAAGCUGCCAUUCUUGAGAAUGCCCAUGAAAAGCUAUGUGCCAUGCUUUCGGAUAGUGCACCUGAAGUUCGAGCAGCAGCCAUGUACGCCCUUGGCACUUUUCUCGGUGAUUCGAACAAGUCUGAACAAGUUGUUAAUAUCGAGCACAAUAUUGCUAUUUCAGCACUUACAGCAAUGUCGGAUGGCUCUCCUGUGGUUCGCCGAGAAUUCAUCAUUGCCAUCUCACACCUUGUUCAUCAAGCGGGUGCAGCCAAAUUCCUUGUUGCAGCUAAUCAGACCAUUGAAGAAGAUCAGCCACAAACUCAACAACAUCAUCAUCAUCACCAUCACCACAACAGAUCAUCGACGACCCCAUCAGCAGGUAGCAGCAGUGUUCGCGGGCGAACACCAGCAUCAUCAUCAUCAUCUUCAUCAGCCGUGAAUACCAAUAGUGGUGGAGGAGGAGGAGGUUCGGACAACCAUUUCGGAUCAACGAGUUAUGAUUCUGUAUACGCUGUGCUAUGGAAGGCAUUAUUGAAUUUAUCAGUGGAUCCACAUCCUGAAGUAGCAAAAGCAGCAGCUACGGUUGUCGACCAUAUCAAUUCGGUACUUUUGAGCACGCCUUCCAUUAGCGAAUAUGCCAGCUCGGUGGUUCGUGAAUCGAUGUUGCAAUAUUCAGCUUCGGAUCAUCACCAACAAUCAGCCAACAUGGGUCCUGGUAUGAUGGAUCGAUCACGUUCAUAUCACCAAUCUCCUCAUCAUGAUGAUCAUCGUCCCAUGGGUACAGCUGCUGCACAAUUACGACGUCCUACAGCACUUACUCGUUCAGCAUCCUUUGCAUCUACGUUACGCACUAUAUACAACUUUGGCAAUGCUUCACUCAGUACGACCGCUUUGCAAGAACCUACAACAACAACGCCUCGAUCAUCACUCGACAACAAUAACCGCCACUCCCUCGGGAAUUCCAUUCCUAAACGCAACGCUAUCACACAACACAAUACACCUGUCGGCUCACCUCGUAACUCAUUGAGCCCAGAGCAAAACAACAACAACACAACGCAAGGUUCAUUGCCUUUGAUUUCCGAAUUUUAUGAUUGGAGCUGUGAAUACUUUACUGGACCACAGAUGAGAGCAACUGAAUCGGAAGAGCCUGGUAGCGUGGUCUAUACACAAAGGAAAUGGCGUCGUAGCAGGAAUGAAAAGAUUAUCUUUGAAUCUCAAGCAACUAAAACAAGAGCAGCCGAUACAAGAUGGGAUGAUCAGUUGGCCUCUCUCCAUAAUGAAACGGAAGCAACACACCUCCUAUUCCAUCAAUUCGAACCACAUCUCGUCGCUGCGGAUGCAUACAAUUAUUUAGUUGUUUGGGAUUGGAAGACUUCCACACCAUUGAGUGUUAUUGAUAAUCGAAAUCCAUCGCAUAGUCGGAUCACGGAUAUGAAGUUUAUCAACGAAGAUGAUGUAGCUAUCCUGCUGACGGCUUCAGAUGAUGGUGCUGUACGGUUAUGGAAGAAUUACGAUGGUUCAGAGCAAGAGGAAGCACAAUUAGUGAGUGCAUGGCGUGCGCUCAAGGAUAUGGAAAAGAGCAGCAUGCAACAAAGUGGCCUUGUGUGUGAUUGGCAUCAAGAGCGUGGCACAUUGUUUACUGGUGGUGAUGCACGUUUGAUAAAAGUGUGGGAUGUCCAUCAAGAAAUGCCUAUCAUGGAUAUUGCCACUCAAUCCACUGCAUGUGUCACCAGCAUUACGAGCGAUCAAAUCAGUGGUAACAUUUUGGUUGCAGGCUUUGGCGAUGGCAUGGUGGGCGUCUAUGAUCGUCGGUUAAGAACAUCGUCAGCCAUGGUGCAACGAUGGGAGGAGCACAAGGCUUGGGUGACCAGCGUGCAUUUGCAGCGGGAUGGUACCAGAGAACUGGUAUCAGGAGGUUUUGCUGGUGACAUUAAGGUGUGGGAUAUUCGUGAACCCUCUUCAUUACGUACGAUCGAGGCACAUACGCACGCUGAUAUGACCGCGUUGGCUGUUCAUGAUCAUAGCCCUGUGAUUGCAAGUGCUGGUGAUGAUCAUGUCAUCAAAGUAUGGAACGUGAAUGGUAACCCCUUAUCUACAAUUCGCCCAUCCUCUGGAUUCCUUGGUCAAAGAAACGCUUUUACUCGCUCCCUCGCAUUCCAUCCCCAUCUCAUGGUUAUGGCGGCUAGUGGCGAUAAUGGAUCUAUCACGCUCUAUCAUGCCCACAACACUUUGACGCAUCUCUCAUAA
Molecule: messenger RNA, 4176 nt
Organism: Lichtheimia ornata
Lineage: Eukaryota; Fungi; Mucoromycota; Mucoromycetes; Mucorales; Lichtheimiaceae
Exons: 11
Coding region: 1-4176 (1391 amino acids)
Biological process (GO): cellular response to starvation; TOR signaling; regulation of autophagy
Cellular component (GO): TORC1 complex; cytoplasm
Molecular function (GO): protein-macromolecule adaptor activity; protein binding
Source: RefSeq, a predicted model, not a curated record